This is a messenger RNA of [Torrubiella] hemipterigena, 657 nucleotides long. The record is from the annotation of a GenBank genome assembly. NCBI's taxonomy places the organism in Eukaryota, Fungi, Ascomycota, Sordariomycetes, Hypocreales, Clavicipitaceae.
AUGCAGGUCUUCGCCGGCUCUUAUACCCUCCAGCAAGCGAAGCCCUUAAACAUCAUGGCCUUGCAUUCUGACAUUCAACAAGCGCUGCUGAGCGCUGCAGUCGCUCGCCAUUCCGACACGCUGCAACGCAAGGCAACGGAGAGCGAGAGGCUCGGCGUGCACGAGUACCAAGACCUGCGAAGGCAUCUUGAUGAGCAGACAUUUUUGGCACCAAUCGAUGCACACACGACGAGAGCCAACAUCUAUUACAUUAGAAUACGGUUUAUGAAAUUCUGCAGAGAAAAGAAGCACGGCAAUUGGAGACAGGUGAUCAGACCACUACGCUGUAGCAAAGGCUUGAUUAUGACGUUUCUAUUUUGGAUCUGCGAGACUUACCUGCGCCCGCGCCGCAAGCGAUCCAAGAAGAAGACAGUCAAUCAAUACUGGCGAGAUUUCAAAAUGCUCUACCAGCGCUGCAACGACGGACAAGAAAUUAACGGAAACCACUGCGAAGAAAUCAGAAAGUAUAUCAACAGCCGUUUGAAAGAGGUGUUUGACCUGGACGAUCAACCUGGGUCGAAACCUGUCAUGGGCGUGGACGAUCUUCUGCUCGGUCUACUCAACAUUGGUCUCGCGAUCGCAGCAUUUUCCCUACUGAAGAUGAUCGACUUGAUCUAG